Molecule: messenger RNA, 1312 nt
Organism: Vidua macroura (Pin-tailed whydah)
Lineage: Eukaryota; Metazoa; Chordata; Aves; Passeriformes; Viduidae
Gene: QPCT
Product: glutaminyl-peptide cyclotransferase
Exons: 7
Coding region: 163-1233 (356 amino acids)
Molecular function (GO): zinc ion binding; glutaminyl-peptide cyclotransferase activity
Source: RefSeq, a predicted model, not a curated record
GCCUCCCUCCCUGCCUCCUCCGUACCUCCCUCCUUACCUCCCUCCCUGCCUCCUCCGUGCGUCCCUCCGUGCCUCCUCCGUGCCUCCUCCGUGCCGCCUCCGCCAGCACAGCCGCGGCUCUCUCCUUUGCUCUGCCGGCACUCGGCGAGGCGGAGGGAGGGGAUGGCGGGGGUCGCUGCCCGGCUGCUCGGGGCACUGUGCCUCGCCGCCUGCCUGCCCCCGACGCUCGGGAGGGACGCCGGAGCGCAGUGGACCCUGGAGAAGUAUUCUCACCAACCAAGAAUUUUAGGUUCUGAUGCUAUUCAAAAAGUUGUGGCCAACACAGAUGUUUCUGAAAUGUGGGAGAAUGAUUUGCGCCCUAUCCUGAUAGAAAGAUACCCGGGAUCACAAGGAAGUUACAUUGUGCGACAGCAUAUCAAACACCGUCUUCAAACAUUAAAGGCAGGUUGGGAAAUUGAAGAAGAUACAUUUCAGAGACACACACCAUAUGGCUAUAAAACAUUUUCAAAUAUUAUUGGCACUCUUGAGCCCUCUGCAAAACGCCAUCUCGUACUUGCUUGCCACUAUGACUCAAAAUUCUUUGGACAACAAUGGCAGGGCAGAGUGUUUGUGGGAGCAACUGAUUCAGCUGUGCCUUGUGCUAUGAUGUUGGAGCUGGCACGGGCCCUGGAUAACGAGCUUCAGUUAAUCAAGGCCAGCUCAACGUCAAGACCAGACCUUUCACUUCAGCUCAUUUUUUUUGAUGGUGAAGAAGCUUUUGUUCGGUGGUCCCCUUCCGAUUCCCUCUAUGGAUCUCAACACUUAGCUCAAAAAAUGGUAUCGACUCCACACCCGCCUGGUUCAACAACCACAAACCAGCUGCAGGGCAUAGACCUGCUUGUACUACUGGAUUUAAUUGGUGCACCAAACCCAGUCUUUCCCAAUUACUUUCCAAACACUCUUCGAUGGUUUCAGAGGCUUCAAGCAAUUGAGCAAAAGCUACACAACAUGAAUUUGCUGAAGAAUCACCCUGUUGAAAAUCAGUAUUUCCACAGUACUUUACAUCGAGGCUUGGUUGAAGAUGAUCAUGUUCCGUUUUUGUUAAGAGGGGUUCCAGUCCUGCAUCUGAUUCCAUCCCCUUUUCCUGCAGUAUGGCACACCAUGAAGGACACAGAAGAAAACCUUGACAAAGCCACUAUUGACAAUCUCAACAAAAUCCUGCAAGUGUUUGUACUGGAAUAUCUCAACCUUUGACAGACAAAACAUCAACAAAUUGUACUCCAUUCACACUACUGUUUGCCCACCUUCACAUUUGCUAUUUAAUUGCACUGGA